AUGGCGGGGUCUCUAACUUUGAAAACGCAGAAGAGUCGGUUAACGAGGCAUUGCAACAAUCUUAGUGACUUGUGUAUGCGAUGCGAGGAAGACAUUUCCUUCCAAAAUCUUUCGUUAAGCUCAGAUAGUGAUGUGUUUGAACGCAUGGCAUCUUUAACCCACGAAUUGAAGGCCUCAGCAAAACUACUCAGUGAGCAUCUCAGCGCAUUCAUUAGCACAGUUGAAGGGCUUAAUGAACCGCUUAACGAAGAACAAGAAGGACAAGUUUUGGAUUAUAUGGAGAAAACGCAAUCAGCAAUAGACCGCGCGGAGAACCUAGUUAUUCGAAUGGAAGCAAAACGCCUCAGCGUACUCGAUUCUAAGCGGGAGAGCGAAAUGCGCAACGAGCGAACGCAGGUCCUUAAUCUUGUAAGAGUGUUACACAAACGCCUCGAGAAUGCAAACACGGACAAAAGUUCCAUACAGGCACAAAGGAAACUAUUAGAGUUUAUUAUCCCCGUAGUAACGCAACUCCAAAAACUAGGAGCCAAUUUAGAUGGGUCAUACAACACUCAAAAAGUAUUAUCAAAGUUCGCAUACAGAAUACAACGGAAAGUUCUUGAGGUCUUGAUGACGCAUGACAUGCCUGAGGAAGCAUGGAAAAUGCAAGACAUGAUUGAGGCACUAGACGCACAUAUAGGAACGGAAGAACGUAUCAAUAGUAUGGUAAAAAUUGAUAUGGGCAAGGAAUCAGAACGCGGUGAAGGGUCAAAAAGGAGACCAACAAAACCGCAUAACCAUUCAAAUUGCAUUUUUUGCGACUCUACAGAGCACAGAGCCGCAGGCUGUUCACGUUACAGCACCAUUGCAGAAAGGAGGAACUUUCUGCAGGAAAAUAAGAUGUGCCUCAAUUGUGGACGCAAAGGUCACUUUGCAUCUCAGUGUAGCAAAGAAGGAUGCAGACUUUGCCAAGGGACAAAACACUUCUACGCAUUAUGCCCUCAGAGACAAAGCAUUGAUAAUCCGAUCAAGUCCGAAAUGAAACCAACCAUAGUGCAACCUACACAACCAUCAAGCAAAAAACCAUCUGUCAGGGCACAGUUGAAUACAAAUACCAAAAACAAACGAAACACAGAAACUUCAAAAAUCACACAAGCACAUCCAAUCCGACUCUGUGCAGCAGAAGAAAAUAUCCAAGAAGAAGAAGGACAAGAAAUCAAAGGCAACAGUUACCAUUCAUUCAUGCCCCACAGUACAAUGCAGAAAGAAAACAUUGUACUCUUAACCGGAAUAGCACACUUAUGGAAUGCAAAGAGCCAGAAAUGGCAACCAGUUGAAAUCCUCUUCGAUACAGGCGCUGAUCAGUCUUUCAUAAGCCAGGACCUUACAGAAGAACUAGGGCUACAGUGCAAAGAAAUGCAAGAGUUGAAUAUGUAUACUUUCGGGGACAAAAAGCCGAAGGCCAUUAGUUGUGGAGUGACAACAGUAGGGCUACUGGACAGCAAUGGAGAAAAACAUAACAUACGUCUGUACGCAACACCAGUCCUAACGGCAAAGGGAAAAAUGACACAGCUAAGUCAAGAAGACAAAAACUUUAUGAUGCACAACAACAUUUGCCUUUCCACUAUCAUCUUCUGCAGUCCAAAUUUCACUUCCUUUGACUUGUGGAGAUUUCUAAGUAUUUUCGCAGAGAUAGAGAUCGAAAGUAACAUCCCUGAGUGUUCCGUGGUCUGGGACCGAACGCAGAACUCGACAGGAGAUGUGGAGGAGAGAUCACGUUCGGGACUAGGUCUCGUUACUGGAGUCGUCGCGGAUCCUGAGGACAGUGGCACGCAUCCUGUUUAA
Messenger RNA from Ostertagia ostertagi, 1824 nucleotides. The record is from the annotation of a GenBank genome assembly. Lineage: Eukaryota; Metazoa; Nematoda; Chromadorea; Rhabditida; Trichostrongylidae.